Molecule: messenger RNA, 903 nt
Organism: Lodderomyces parapsilosis
Lineage: Eukaryota; Fungi; Ascomycota; Pichiomycetes; Serinales; Debaryomycetaceae
Exons: 1
Coding region: 1-903 (300 amino acids)
Biological process (GO): triglyceride catabolic process; phosphatidic acid biosynthetic process
Cellular component (GO): endoplasmic reticulum; lipid droplet
Molecular function (GO): acylglycerone-phosphate reductase (NADP+) activity; triacylglycerol lipase activity
Source: RefSeq, a predicted model, not a curated record
AUGAGUGAAUCCGAACGGAAAAAUACAGAUCAAAAGUAUGUGCUCAUCACCGGCGCUUCAGCAGGUAUAGGAUAUGAACUUGCCAAGGUUUUCAGCGCAGAAGGUUACAAGGUCAUUGGUGCUUCACGGACAGUGAUGGACUCACAAAGUCCUCUUGUUGCAAAACAUGGGGUUAUUUCGGUCCCAUGUGACAUCACCAAACUUGAUGACAUCAAGAGGUUGGAAGAUGUUGUGUUCAAAGAGACUGGGGGCUACUUAGAUAUCUUAUACAACAAUGCUGGAAUUGCUAUCGGAGGUCCCGCGGCCGAGAUGGAUGAAACCAAAGUGGACAUGAUGUUUCAAGCAAAUGUAAUUGGACAAAUCAAUGUCACCAAACAUCUUGCUCCGUUCGUGGUAAACGCAAAGGGGAUAAUCGUUUUCACCGGUUCUGUAUCUGCCAACUUGCCGCUCGCAUGGUCGAGUGUUUAUAGCGCCACAAAGGCAGCCAUUGAUGCGUAUGCUCGUACUUUACACGGGGAGAUGGAACCAUUUGGAGUGAAAGUAUACAACAUAAUUACAGGAGGUGUCAACACCGGGAUUGGUGCCAAAGAGUCACCCGCAGAAGUUGAGAAGCUGCUUCAAAACUCAUUGUACAAUGUUGAUGGUCUUUCUGAAAGUAUUAUUGCCACAAAGGAGAUGACUGAGAAGGAUGGAAUGAAUGCGGGGCUCUACGCUAGAGACGUCGUUCAGAAAAUAUUGGGUAGACCAAACAAAUUCAAUUUGUAUGGGGGAGGUAAUGGCUACACUUUGAAUUUUAUAGGAAGAUACUAUCCUUUGUGGUCGGUAGAGUAUAUCAUGCAAUGGUACUUCAAACAGCUUAGGGUGUUUAGAAAUAUAAGAAAACUGGUCCUGAAAGGUGCUUGA